GUUCAGCGGAGCAGGCUGGAUUUAGUCGAAGGUUCACGUGGAAGACGAUUAAUUCAUUGCUUUAAAGAAAACUGAAAAACAGCGUUGGCAGGACUGAGGACUUCAGAACGGCGGCCAGGGGGAGGAUGGCGUCAUCGUCAGCUGGUGGAACAAACCCAAUGACACGGAAAAAAGUGGGAAUUUCGAAAACUGUUGAUCGAAUGGAGGCUGAGCACGGCUGUUCCGUGAGUGGGUCAGAAGUAGGCGGGUGGGGUGACCUUCGUGAAUUGGAGGAGGAAGCUGAAUUAGGAAUGGAGCUAAGUGAGCCAGAGUCUGCGAACAAGUCUGCCGGGAGGAACAAAAGGGUGAGGAACGAUAGCGUUAGCAGUGAUGAUCUUUUUGGUGCAUCUGGAGAUAAGGUUGAUAGUUAUAUAGUUGUAUUGAGGUUUCAUGACAAGCCAGUAUCAAGAAGCUGAGUCCAUUUGUAUUGACGACGGCCCUGGGUAACAAGCUAGGGGAUAUUAAGUCUGCGAAAAUCCUUGGUGAUGGGAACCUGCUAAUACAUUGUGUGGAUGAGGAACAGCUUAACAAAGCACUUACUCUGAAAGAGUUGGGGAAACUGAAGGUGGAAAAUUCGGGAAGAGUGGGGACCCGGAGAGGAAAUGGGAGCAGGGGAGUCAUUACAGGGGUCCCAGUGUCUGUUUGUUUAAAGGACCUUAGGGAUAAUAUAAAAGGAGGGAAGGUUGCUAAUCUUGAAAGGCUGAAGUCCUCAAGAGAUGGUUCUAGAGUGGAUAGUGAAAGCAUUUUGAUUGAGUUUGUGGAAGAAGUUCUACCUACAAAAGUUUUUCUGGGAUUUAUUAGCUUCCCUGUGAGAGCAUUUGUUCCAAAGCCACUGAGGUGCUAUAAUUGUCAACGCUUUGGCCACAUAGCAAGAAACUGCAAAGAUAAGAGAAGAUGUGCUAGGUGCGGGGGCGAUCAUGAGUAUGGGAAGUGUGGAGCAGGAGUGCAACCGAAAUGCUGUAGUUGUGGAGGGACGCAUAGUGUUGCAUAUACUGGGUGUGAACGAAUGAAACAGGAACGCCUUGUUCAGAAAGUGAGAGUGGAAAGGAACAUUUCAUACGCUGAAGCUGUUAAAGCUACACGAAUGAGGGCACACAACAGUAUGGAUGUUGAGCAGGGACCACGUGUGGUACAGAGGCAGCCUCAGGUAAAUGCUGAGGUUGUUGUCCUUGAUAAAUUGGCUUUGGUUACAUUCAUUGCUGGAGUGAUAAAUGCUACGGCGGGUAUCCCAUCGAAGAAUGAAAAGAUUCAGGUCAUAGUCAAAGCAGCUAUCAAUCAUUUGGGAUUAGAAGGACUGACAUGGGAAGAAGUGAGGGACAACCUCAAUCAUCAGUCAAGCCAGGAGACAUAAUGUUUUCUUUUCUCAUCAUGGUUUUUCUUCUUCAAUGGAAUGCCAGAAGUUUACUGGCUAACGGUCAGGAAUUCAAACAUUUCAUAAGAGAAAUGCAUGUCAAGCCUGAUGUUGUGUGUGUGCAGGAGACAUGGCUUAAACCUUCAUUGGAUUUUGGGAUGUGUGGGUACACUGUAUUAAGACGUGACAGGAAUAAUGGGGUGGGUGGAGGAUGCGCUACGUUUAUUAAAAGUGGCAUUCCAUACAGACUCUUAGGAACAGGAAGUGUUCUGGAGUAUGUAGCGGUUGAAAUAUGGGAAAAAGGUGACCCAAUUACUGUAAUAAUUUUUAUAAUCCAUGUGCCAGGUUGGAGCUGCAGAGUUUGAUGAGUAUUGAAGGCCGGGGUCAGAGACGGGUUAUAUGGUGUGGGGAUUUUAAUGCCCAUAGUACGGUUUGGGGAAGUGUACAUACGGAUACUAAUGGCAGGGUGAUUGAAGACCUGAUGGAUGAAUGUGAGCUUGUUUGUUUGAAUGAUGGCAGGGGAACCAAGUGGAAUACUACAAGUGGCACAGAGUCAGUGUUGGAUCUAACCUUAGUGUCAUUGGGUCUAGCAGGAAUAAGUCGGUGGACCACAAGACCAGAUUCUCCAUUGGGGAGUGACCACUACCCAGUUUUUACUUCAGCUGGUGAUAAGAUUCAGGUAACAGCCAGGACAGGAAUACAGACAUGGUGUUUUCACAAGGCUGACUGGGGAAAGUUUCGGUUACGAUGUGAAGAAGCUGUGGAGGGUGUCGGUGUUUCAAACAGUGUAGAUGACCUUAAUAGGAAGUUUACGGACGCCGUAGUGAUGGCAGCACUGUCAACCAUCCCUGUGAGUAAAGGCAGAAAAUGCAGGCUAUUAGUGCCUUGGUGGACAGAAGAGUGUCAACAAGCUAUUAAAGACCGUAACAAAGCACUUAAAUUACUCAAAAACACUCUUAAUUUGACAAAUCUUGUUCGGUACAGGAGAGCUCAAGCAAAGGUCAGAAAGACUGUAAAACAGGCAAAGAAGGUUAGCUGGAGGAUAUUCUGCUCUAAAAUAGGGCGGUCGACUCCAGUGGGAGAUGUAUGGGGAAUGGUUAAGAGGAUGGGAGGUGACAGGCGAGAAUGGGAUUAUCCUGUGUUAAUGUCAGGACAGGAGACUGCUAUUUCUGAUCAGGAGAAAGCAGAAAUCCUGGCCAAACAUUUUUCAGAGGUUCAUAGCUCUGGCAACUUAUCAGAGAGGGCAAGACUGAGGACGGAACAGACGAAAGAAAAGCACCUGGAUGCUCUAGUGAAGCAAACCAAUACGGAUCAUGAUUUGGAUGCAGUGUUUACUAAGGGAGAAAUGUUGAGGGCAUUAAAAGCUGCUAAGCCAACAGCCCCAGGGAAGGAUCAAAUUUGUUAUCUAAUGUUGAAGAAUCUUGGUGAAGAGGCUCUCGCAAAACUGUUGUCUUUAAUGAACAGCAUUUGGAUUCAGGGGGAGCUUCCGUGUGCCUGGAAAGAUGCAAUAAUAAUUCCAAUUAGGAAGCCUGGUAAAGACCCAACGAAACCAGGUAGCUAUAGGCCUAUUGCACUAACGUCUAAUUUGUGUAAAUUGAUGGAACGGAUGAUUUCAGCAAGACUAUCCUUUGAACUUGAAAGACGAGGAGUGUUAGCCAGUUACCAAAGUGGUUUUAGGAAGGCUAGAAAUACAGUGGAUGCAGUGAUCAGGCUAGAAGAUGUCAUUAGGAAAGCACAAGUAAGCAAUGAUUCUGUUUUGGCAGUAUUUUUUGAUAUAGAAAAGGCAUAUGAUAUGUUGUGGAGGGAGGGCCUCUUGAUUAAGUUAAACAGACUUGGGAUUGGUGGCAGGACCUUUAACUGGAUUAAGGACUUUCUUUUUGGGAGACGAAUUCAGGUGAGAAUUGGAUCGGCACUGUCUACUCAGUUUGAUGUGGAAAAUGGUACACCUCAAGGAAGUGUAAUCAGUCCUCUGCUUUUUCUUGUCAUGAUUAAUGAUGUGUUUACGUCAGUCUCUGGAGGGAUUGGCCGGUCCUUGUUUGCAGAUGACGGUGCUUUGUGGAAAAGAGGUAGAAACCUUGAUCAUAUAGUGGGCAAGGUUCAGGAUGCUGUCAAUCAGGUUGAGGAGUGGGGGUAUGAUUGGGGGUUUCGAUUUUCGGUUGAAAAGACUAAAGUGGUAUUUUUCACACGGAGGAAAGUGAACCCAAACUUGAAACUGAGGUUGUAUGGAGAGGAAAUUGAGCGGGUUAGUUCCUUUAAGUUUUUGGGAGUUAUUUUUGAUGCACGCUUGACCUGGAAGAAGCACGUUGACAAUAUUGAGAGCAAAUGUAAGAAGGUGAUAAAUGUGAUGAGGUGUGUAGCUGGGAGGGACUGGGGGGCUAGUUGCUCAGCCCUGAAAAGGAUAUACCAGGCAUUAAUUAAGUCUGUGCUUGAUUAUGGGAGUGUGGCUUAUGGUUCAGCAGCGCCUUCUGUUCUGAAACGGUUGGAUGUACUGCAAGCACAGGCUCUGAGAGUGUGCUGCGGAGCUUUUAGAACGACCCCAGUUAAUGCAUUACAAGUGGAGAUGAACGAAAUACCUCUUUGUCUGAGACGGAAACAAAUUGCAUUAAAUUAUUGGCUGCAUCUUGCUGGUCAUGGGGAAUCAUUCCCCACUAAAGAAGUGAUUAUGGACUGCUGGGAGAAUGGCAGGUCUCAGAGGAACCACUUUGGUGAAAUGGGAAAUUUGCUUGCAAAGGAUUGUGGUGUUUAUGAUUUACAAAUCUGUCCUGUACUGGUUUUCCCUAUAACUUCACCAUGGAUGUUUGUGUACCCAGAUGUAGACUGGUGCCUUUUAGAUUUGAAAAGGGAGAGUAAGGGGAGAGGGGAUCUGAAGGGAGCUUUUCAUUUUUUUAGCCAGCUGGCAUAUGCAGAAUUCACUCAGGUAUUUACUGAUGGAACAAAGAAUCCAGACACAGGCAUAACGGGAUUCGGAGUGGCUGUUCCGAGUAAAAACGUAGGUAUAAACAGGCGCACUUCAGAUCGACUGGGAGUAUAUACAGUGGAAAUGUUGGCGGUAUUGGUUUCUUUAAAGUGGGCUGAACUAACUAAAGUGGACAGGGUGCUGGUCUGUUCUGAUUCGGCUUCAGUUCUACAAAGUAUUGAAACAUUUAAUUCAAAAUCUAGGCAGGAUAUUCUAAGUGACGUGUUAAUGACGUGUUCCAGAAUCUAUAGAAAUGGUGGUGUAGUUAAUUUUUUGUGGGUGCCGGCUCAUGUUGGAAUUAGGGGGAAUGAAAUGGCAGACAGAUUGGCAAAGGCAGCUCUAAAUAAGACCAGAGUUGAAAUGAACUUAUGGAGCAGUUAUACAGAAGCAAAGAGUUUGGUUUGGGAGGAGAUAGGCAAGGAGUGGCAACGGCUAUGGGAUGCAGGUGAAAAAGGGAGGCACUUGUACAAUAUCAAAAAUGAGGUGGGUGAGGAUCGUAUGCAUGGGGGUCAUAGGAGAGAGGAAAUUGUCCUCACAAGACUUCGUUUAGGGCAUUGUGGUCUUAAUGGCACACUUCACCUUAUAGGGAAGCACGGGACAGGGCAGUGUGACAUAUGUCAAGAGGAGAGGGAGACAGUUGAGCAUGCCCUGUUAAGGUGCAGGGGAUAUGCUGUGGAAAGGGGAGAUCUGGAGGAGAAGUUGAAGGUUCUUGGUUUUCAGGAGAUUAACCUGAAGAGUGUAUUAAGUUGUAGUAAUAGAGGCCAAGUAGGAGCGUUGGUGGCUUUUUUGAAAUCUUCUGGUAUCUAUAACAGGGUAUAGAUAUUUGGGUGGUGGUGGUGGUGGUGGCGGGGAAUUUAAAACAAAACAAACAAAAAAAAAAAACAGUACCUAGGUGGUGAGAUUGAAUUCUGACCCAUACUCCGGAACAGUAGGUGGCGGAAAUGCACCUUUAAGUUGGUUGCCAGCCGCCGAAAAACCACAAAAAGAAGAAGAAGACCCGGAAGUAAACAGCUCGUGGCGCUAGCAGGUUAGCAGUUAGCAGCAUUAGCUUGUGCAUCGAGGACGGCGGUGUUUUGUUGGGACGUUUUUGAAGAUUCUAAGGAGAUUUAGCGAUAGGUGGUUCUGUGUCGUAAAUGAGCGACGAAGUGUUGAACGUAAAAACAACGUGGCUGUGAUUGUGAGACUAGCAGAUAAUCGGAGCUGCUGGCGUUCAGAGGACUUUGGUGUUUGUUGGAGCUGAAGAUCUUUUGCAGCUGCAGGAAGCAUGUCUUCCCUUCAGUCUCUGAAAGGGUUGAUCAAUGAGCGACUCGCUGCUGCUGCUGAAGAAAUCUUCAGACUCUGUGAAGGAACCAUCGUCCAGUACGAGCAGGAGCUCUGUCGUCAGCGCAGACCGCCUGACAUCACCUGGAAACCGCAGCCUCAGCUCAACCACAAAGUUCUCCCACAGCAGUCUGUGAAUGAAGAGGAAGAUCUUGGCUACCAGCAGAGGAGCUUCAGAGUAGAAGAGAAAGAUCCAGAACCUCCACAGACUAAAGAGGAACUGAAAGAGCCAGAACUUCUACAGAUCAAAAAGGAGCAGGAAGAGCGAGAGCCUCUACAGACUGAAGAGGAACUGCAGGAACCAGAACUUCUACAGAUUAAAGAGGAACAGGAGGAGCUCUGCAUCAAACAGGAUGAAGAUCAGCUUGAUCUGAAGCAGGAGACUGAAACCUCGAUGGAGAUUCCCACUUAUGAGGAAAAGGAGAACAGUGAAGCAGAUCUGAACAAUCAGCAGAGCUUUAAUGGAACUGAUAGUCAGGAGGAAGAAGGAAACCAACAGGAAGAGUCAACUACAGAUGUAGAGACAGAUGUGGACAUCUCUCACAUGUCAGAAAGUGAGUGGGACUCUGAUGUUGCUAAAAAUUCAAAGAAGUCAUCUUUGGCCAAGAAACGCAAACCAUCUCCAAAAGAAAAACAACUUUCCACUAUAAAGUCAGAUGGAAGCUCAGUAAUUGAGACUUCUCACGUAGACAAAGAGAUUACUGACUCUGAUAACAAACAUGCCUUUAAAGAGUGCAGAAGACGUUUUUUUAAUGUUCCCAAAAGAAUCCAUACAGGAGAGAAGCGUUUUUCUUGUAAAGAAUGUGAUAGACGUUUUUGGAACAAUUCUAAUCUGGAAGCACACAUAAGAACUCACACAGGAGAGAAGCCUUUUUCUUGUACGGAAUGUGACAGACGCUUUUGUCAAAAAUCUGAUGUCAAAUUACACAUGAGGGUUCACACAGGAGAGAAGCCCUUUUCUUGUAGAAUUUGUCAAAAAAGCUUUAGUUGGAUAUCUAAUCUCAGAAGACACAUGAGAACUCACACAGAAGAGACGCCUCUUUUUUUAACAGAAUCUAAUGACAGUUUUCGUAAAAUUUCUCAUGUCAAAUCAUACAUUAGAACUCAUGCAGGAGAUAAGCCUUUCUCCUGUAAGGAAUGUGAAAAAAGUUUUAGACGAAAAGCCGGUUUAAACUCACACAUGAGAACUCACACAGGAGAGAAGCCUUUUUCCUGUAAUGAUUGUGAUAAAAGUUUUAGUUCUAGAUCUAAUCUGAGUAGACAUAUGCGAAUUCACACAGGAGAGAAGCCUUUUUCUUGUAAAGAAUGUGGCACAAGUUUUAGAUGGGUUUCUGAUCUCAAAUCACACAUGAUGACUCACAGGAAAAAAGCAUUUUUCUUGUCAGCUUAAGAAAGGAUUCAGCAUAAACUCAAGAAAGCUCACAGCAUAGAACUUUUGAAUGGGUUUAACUUUAAACUAACCAUAAAUAUACUAUAAAUUAUUAUUAUUAUUAUUAUUUUUUGACAGAUUAGGAACGUCAUUUUUAUUUACAAUUAUGGCAUGGCAAAAGGCAACUAUCACUCCAGUGUUCUAAUGGUACAUUGCGUUUGCUCAUUGUGUCAAAAAGCUAACAAAUGAUUAGAAAACCCUUUUUGUAAUCAUGUUAGCACACCUGUAACCAGCUUGGAUGGUUAGAGAAGCAAUGAAACAGACGUUCUGACCUGCCAGAAAUGGCCAAGAAACUUAAGCUUUCCUUCAACGGGUUUUACUGCUCUCUUUAGAGAAUAGCACAAACAGGCUCUAACAAGAGUAGAGAUAGCAAUGGGAGGCCCUGCUGUACAACUGAGCAAAAAGAUAAGUAUAUUAGAGUCUCCACUUUGAGAAAAAGAUGCCUCACAGGCCCUCAACUGGCAGCUUUUUUACAUAGUACCCAUAAAACACCAGUGACAACAUUGAAGCUUGAAGGAAAUGGUCGGUUUCUUGGCAAUUUCUCUCUUGGAACUGCCUUCAUUUCUAAGAGUGGUUUUAGACUGGACACAUUUGGUUUAAUUAAACUUAACCAGAGUAUGUUUCCCACAAUAAUCCAUAGCAAUUUUUUUGUCUGAAUACACCCAAGCAGACGCUGGUCCAGGAUCAGAAAGUUCUCUCUGACCCACGUUUUGAAGUGGUCUCCUUUGGGUUCUAAUCAGACUGAGCUUGUGCUCCCUUUGGGAUUUCUCUGUCUGAAUAUGCUGAGACGGGAACAACUGAAUCAUUGGAACUGUACACAGGUGUGUACAGGAUGUAAACACAGUAGUGGCGCAACAAUAAAACACAGCAGCUUGUUUAAAUGUGGUUGAAGGAAUUUAGGCUCAUCAAAACAUCUUUUAAGGUGACACACAUUGCUUCUCACACCAUUUUCCCAGCGAUCUAUAUGUCAUAGGCACUCAUCAGUGUACCUUCUUGGCCGUCAUCUUCUCAGUAACCACCCUGCAGCAUGCGUCUACCGUAUCAGAGUCGCACUUAAGUGUUGUACCUGACGUUGAUUUAGGCAUUCAAAAUUGGUCUACAAAAUCUUAAGUUUGAAUAAGUGAAAUAUUCUGAUAAGGAUUUCCAGACGUAGGGUUUCAUUAUUCUGUCUCAUUGUUUUACCCCACCCUCGUAAUUCCUUGCAAAUGACUGAAGAGAUCUUUGGUCAUGUGGUUUUAUUUGAAAGCUUUAUUUAGAAACUAGAAUCUCUAUUAGAUACCAAUCUGAAUACAGACCAAAUGAAAGGUUUAGGACUCGAUCCAGACCAAAUUAAGCAGACUCAAGUCUGGACCAAUGGAUUUUUCCAGUCUGAAUUAAUCCUAAGAACAACCGUAGACUUUUGGUUUCUCUUGAAAGUUCUCUUUUUCUGGGUAUUUUGAGCUUUUAAUCAAUCCCACAAACAUCAUGCUCGAGAAACUGAACUACUCAAAGGAAGGUCAGUUUUCUUCUCUAACCAGCCUAACUGUUUUCACCUGUGCUAACGUGAUUACACAAGGGUUUUCUAAUCAUCUGUUCACCUUCUGACAAAAUGAGCAGAUUGUACGAUUAGAACACUGGAGUGAUAGUUGCUGUAAAUGUACCUCGACUCACUUAUGUAGUCAAUGCAACAAAAAACAGACAUUUGCUGCUAGAAGAGUCAUAAUUUAAUCAUUUACCCUAGAGUUAAUAUUUGAUUAGUUAAAGUGAUAUUUCUCGAAAAAGCUAGUGCUUUUCAAAUUUUCUUAAGUCUGUUUUGUGUAGAACAUAUAAUAUAUAUAUAUAUAUAUAUAUAUAUACAAAUGUUUGAUUCCUUUGUUAUGAUUUUCGGGCUGCAUGGUGGCACGGUGGUUAGCGCUCUUGCCUCACAGCGAGGAGGCCCCGGUUCAAAUCCCGGCUGGGACCUUUCUGUGUGGAGUUUGCAUGUUCUCCCCGUGCAUGCGUGGGUUUUCACCGGGGAUUCUGGCUUCC
Molecule: messenger RNA, 9102 nt
Organism: Oryzias melastigma (Indian medaka)
Lineage: Eukaryota; Metazoa; Chordata; Actinopteri; Beloniformes; Adrianichthyidae
Product: gastrula zinc finger protein XlCGF57.1
Exons: 2
Coding region: 5611-7056 (481 amino acids)
Biological process (GO): regulation of transcription by RNA polymerase II
Molecular function (GO): DNA-binding transcription factor activity, RNA polymerase II-specific; RNA polymerase II cis-regulatory region sequence-specific DNA binding
Source: RefSeq, a predicted model, not a curated record